Molecule: messenger RNA, 2229 nt
Organism: Rhopalosiphum padi (bird cherry-oat aphid)
Lineage: Eukaryota; Metazoa; Arthropoda; Insecta; Hemiptera; Aphididae
Product: facilitated trehalose transporter Tret1-2 homolog
Exons: 8
Coding region: 222-1712 (496 amino acids)
Biological process (GO): transmembrane transport; carbohydrate transport
Cellular component (GO): membrane
Molecular function (GO): sugar transmembrane transporter activity
Source: RefSeq, a predicted model, not a curated record
AUUAUCCAAUAUGAAUCACGUUUAUUUUUAUUGUUUAUUUAAAUUUUUAAAUGUGUUCAAAGUUCCGACAAUUUUCGUUCGAAUUCACUCAUGCAGUUUUAUUGCGCUAGAAUAAUCGUAAAGCAAUCAAUCAUCAGUGACGAUAUUUGGAAUAUUUAUUUCGACCUACGUGAUAGAUUACUGUCAAAACAUUUCUGAAAAUCGUUCUUUCCGGCUAAAUUAUGAGCACUUUAAAGCCCGGCGAAGCUGAAGGAUCAGAUGAAGCGUAUAAGACUGCCUUAGAGGAAGUGUAUAGUGAACAUAGUCCUCUUGUUGAAAAAACAAUGUAUCAAACUAUAAAUUUGCCUCAAAAAACAGGCUGCGAAAAAACACAAUACAGAACUCAAUAUUUAGUCACUUUGAUCGUAACUAUUGGCGGGUUCAUCAUGGGCACAACACUAGGAUGGACGUCUCCAGCUGGCCCAAUGAUGGAAAAUGGGCAAUAUGGAUUCCACAUUACUGAGAAUGAUGUUUCAUGGAUUGCAUCAUGCAUGCCACUUGGUGCCAUGCUUGGAUGCCCAUUUAUGGGUGUUCUAGUGAACAGAUUGGGACGUAAACGUCUGAUGAUAAUGUUAACUGUCCCUGCACUCUUUGGAUGGGAAAUGAUAAUAUGUGCUAAUUCUGUGGUGAUAAUCUGUAUCGGCAGACUUUUAACUGGAUUUGCUAGUGGCUCAUACUCUGUGAUAGUACCACAAUAUACCUCUGAAAUAGCUAAUAAGGAAAUACGUGGAACUUUAGGCACUUAUUUUCAGUUACAAGUAUUUUCAGGUAUCUUGUUCACCUAUGUCUUGGGAUCAUAUUUAAAUUUAUUUGGUCUAUCUAUUGCUUGUGCAAUUGUUCCAGCGGUCUAUUUGUGUUUGAUGUUUUUAGUACCAGAAAGUCCAAUUUUCUACCUAUCAAAAGGAAAUAUAGAAAAAGCUCGAUUAUCAUUGAAAUAUUUCCGCAGACCUUUUAGUCAAGUGGACCAAGAAUUAAAUAUAAUGCAAGAUUCUUUGGCUAAAACUGAAAGAGAAAGAGUUCCAAUCAUGGAAGCAUUCAAAACUACACCAGCCAAACGAGGGCUAUACUUAGGCCUUGGGGUUAUGGUUUUUAUGCAGUUUACGGGAUGUAACACUGUUAUUUUCUACGCCACAACUAUCUUUAAUGCAACUGGUAGCUCAAUAAGUUCAAAUGCAUCAACAGUUAUUGUAGGUAUCAUGGCUGUUUUGUCUACUUAUGUGUCAACACUUGUUGUUGAUAAAUUGGGACGAAAGAUUCUGCUUUUGUGUUCUGUUAUUGCAAUGGGAAUUUGUACAUUUUUCAUUGGUGGAUUUUUCUAUGCAAAGGAUAACAAUUAUGACGUUUCAUCAAUAGGAUUUAUUCCAUUAUUGUCAUUGUGCAUAUUCAUAAUAUUAUUCUCAAUGGGUUUCGGUCCAAUCCCAUGGAUGUUGAUGGGUGAAAUAUUUCCAGCUCAAAUUAAAGGCAUUGCUAGCUCAAUAGUCUGUAUGGCAAAUUGGUUUUUUGUAUUCUUGGCUACCAAAUUCUUCACGUCAUUGGUAUCUAUUAUUCAUUUAUACAACACAUUCUGGCUCUACACUGUGGUCUGUGUUUUUGGCACAUUCUUCGUGGUAUUUAUUGUUCCCGAAACUAAGGGUAAGACAAUGGAAGAAAUUCAGUUGUUGCUUGGUGCUUAACCCGUACUGUUAUUAUCAUAAAACUUUUGAUGUAAACAUUUUUCUUAUAACCAACUACUUAAGCUGUGAUGUAUUUAUUUUGUCAAUGAAGUUAUUACAUUAUAUUGUUUUAUAAACUUCUUUUAAGAUAAAUUAUGUUUUGUACAAAACUAUUUUAAAUUUAGAAUAUUCUUAGAUGUCUAACUAUUGUUUUAUAUUAAAAUUCUAUUUAAAGUUUUAAGCUAUAUCUACUUUAAGAUAUAUAUCAUACUAAAAUGUUUACAAUUUAUUAAACAUUUAUAUUCUUUUUACAAACAAAUUUAUUUUCAAUCUAUAUAGUAAUCUAUAUAUAUAAUACUUGUGUUGAAUUGCUAAUGUAAUCAUUUAUUGUACAUCAAGAAGAUACUUAUUUUCCACUAUGCACCACUAGUGAGUUGAAUCCAAAUCAAAAUAAUGAAUGAUUAAUGAUUAUAUUGGUAUACAUAUUUAUAGUGUUGUUUAAUUAAUUAAAGAGUUAUUCAUGGCUUGCUUGAUUAAU